AUGCACUCCCGCCCCGUCUUCCUCCGCGCCCUCAGACUACGACAAGCCCCCCUCCAGCCUCGCCUCCUCCCCAUCCGCCCCCAGUCCCUCCGCCCCAUCUCCUCCACCGCCCGCCUCCUCGACGACAAAAAGUCUGAAAAGAAGCGCCAACAACCUGAAGACAAUGGUCCUCCCCGGUCUCCCUGGGCUGUAUUUACCCAGGUGCUGAAGGAGGAGAUUGACAAGAAUAAGGGAUGGCAGGACAAUGUGAAGCAGCUGCAGGGUGAUGUGGACAAGAUGGCCGACUCGGCGGCGAUGAAGAAGAUGCGAGAGAGCUACGAAAAGGCCAGGCUCGCCAACUUGAUCAAAAACAACCCCCGAAUCCAAUCAGCCGUUACCGACCUGCAAAAAGCCGGUAUCUCUGUGCACGACGCCGUCCAACACGCCCUCCGUGACUCUGAAGUGCUCAGGGCCAUCUCGGCCGCUUCCAACCGCUUCGUCUCUGCCACCUACGACGCCACCGCCCCCAUCCGCGACACCAAGGCCUACAAGCUCAUGGCCGAGUCGAUCGAGGAGGCUUUCGACGAUGAGACGGGUGUGGGAAGCAGGUACGGCGGGUACCAGGAGAAGGAGGCCAGGAGGAAGAAGAGGGAGAUGAGGGCGAAGAAGGCUGGGAGGACGGCUGUGAAGCGGGUGGAGGAGAACCCGGAGGCGGGCGAGGCUUUGGUGCUUUCAGACAAGCCCGAGACACCGUCUCGACUUGCAUUCAUCAAAGAAUCUGCCACGUACCAGCGAUGGGCUGAGACCUACUACGAGUCUGAAUCACCCUUCAUCUCUGCCAUCCGAACUGUCGGUACCAAGGUGGGCUCGCUCUUUGAGGAGAACGAGACCGCCCAGGUCAUUCGAACGCUCAAGGCUAUGGACCCGAACUUCAACAUGGACCGAUGGACCGGAGAGCUCAGAGAGUAUAUUGUGCCGGAAGUGGUUGACGCUUACCUGUCGGCGGACAGGGAGAGCUUAAAACAGUGGUGUGGCGAGGCUACUUUCAACGUCCUCUGGGCAACCAUGGGCCAGUACAUCAAGCAAGGCCUCGUCUCGGACAGCAAAAUCCUCGACAUCAAGCACGUCGACAUUGCCAACGGCAAGAUGCUCGAGAACGACAUUCCCGUAUUCGUCAUCACCUUCGCCACCCAAGAACAACUCCUCUUCCGUUCAGCCCGUACAGGUCAGGUCGUGGUCGGGUCAGAGGACGAUGUGGAACAGUGCAGGUAUGCGAUGGUGGUGACGAGGUUGGAGACGGAGUUGGAGAAUGAGUUGACGGGAGGGUGGAAGGUUGUGGAGAUGGCUAGGAGAGGUGCUAAGGGAGGGUUGUAG
This is a messenger RNA of Cryptococcus wingfieldii CBS 7118, 1353 nucleotides long. Its product is annotated as import inner membrane translocase subunit tim44. The record is from RefSeq and is a predicted model, not a curated record. Gene Ontology annotation, molecular function: protein-folding chaperone binding. NCBI's taxonomy places the organism in Eukaryota, Fungi, Basidiomycota, Tremellomycetes, Tremellales, Cryptococcaceae. The coding region runs from base 1 to 1353 and encodes 450 amino acids. Gene Ontology annotation, cellular component: mitochondrial inner membrane. Gene Ontology annotation, biological process: protein import into mitochondrial matrix. The transcript has 4 exons.